AUGGCUGACACAGUUCCAAACAAGUCUUGGGUCUUCAAGCAAAUCCCCGAGGGUCUCCCCAAGCUCGGUGUCGAUACCGUGUAUGAAGACAGACCCAUCAGCUUGACUCCCCCUCCGGGCGGUGUAGUCAUCAAGAUCCUCACUGUCGGUCUUGACCCCCACCAGCGUGACCGCAUGAGAGGCCCGGACUUCCAGAGCUACGUCCCUGGCUACGUCUUUGAUGAGACCAUGACCAACUUUGCCAUUUCCAAGGUCGUCAAGUCGGACCACCCCGAUCACAAGGAGGGCGACCUGAUCCAGGGUCUUUUGCCUCUCGCCGAGUACGGCGUUAUCCCCAAGGAGCUGUUCGAGUUCAAGCCCAUGGCUGCUCCCCUCGUCUGGAAGGUUGAGAACAAGUACAACCUGGAUUACUCGCACUACAUGGGCCCUCUGGGCUUGGCCGGUAUGACGGCAUGGAACUCUUUCUACGGCCUGGUGAAGCCCGAGAAGGGCAAGACCAUCUGGGUCAAUGCCGCCACCAGCUCUGUUGGUGAGGUCGUGGUCCAGCUCGCCAAGAAGGAGGGCAUGCGCGUCAUUGCCAGUGUCAGCUCCGCCGAAAAGCUCAAGUACGCUACUGAGGUGCUGGGUGCUGAUGCUGGCUUCAACUACCGCGAGGAGGACAUCUCCGGUGCCCUGAAGAGACUCGCACCCGAGGGUCUUGAUGUGGUCUACGAAAACGUCGGAGGAGACCACUUCCAGGCAGCCAUUGAUAACCUGAACUGGUUUGGCAGAAUCAUUGUCUGCGGCAUGGCAUCUCAAUACAACAAGCCCAAGGAGGAGCAAUAUGGAGUCACGAACCUGUCGGAUAUCUUCCGCAAGCGCAUCACCAUCCGUGGCUUCAUCUACUGGGACCACGACAUCUAUGAGCCCAACAUUGCCAGCUUCCACGAGAACAUGCCCAAGUACAUCGCCGAUGGCUCCAUCAAGGCAAGCUACUCGAAGCACGAGGGUCUCGAGAAGACCCACGAGGCUUUCCUUGAGAUGUUCACCGGCAAGGCAUUUGGCAAGGCCGUCAUCAAGAUUGCCGAUGAGUAA
This is a messenger RNA of Pestalotiopsis fici W106-1, 1074 nucleotides long. RefSeq lists its product as uncharacterized. Lineage: Eukaryota; Fungi; Ascomycota; Sordariomycetes; Amphisphaeriales; Sporocadaceae. The transcript is spliced from 2 exons. Bases 1 to 1074 code for a protein of 357 amino acids. Gene Ontology annotation, molecular function: oxidoreductase activity, acting on the CH-CH group of donors, NAD or NADP as acceptor. The record is from RefSeq and is a predicted model, not a curated record.